GUUGGGGUUGAUGGUUUUUGUCUGUCUUUCUCUCCGUCUCUCUGUUCUGUCAGUCUUUCAAUUAUAUUAUCUAUCUUACGCUCAUUUCGGUACAUUCAUUGGCUUACUUGCGAGAAGAGGUCGCUCACUCACUGGCUAUCUACCUACCAUCCUUUCCACCUACCUACCUACACCCUCCAAACCCCUCCCACCGAGACCUUCAUACACCUCAAAAAUGGCCCUCACAAAAGAAGUCAUCAUCCUCCUCGUGAUCGUCGGCUGCGUCGUCUUCACACUCAUGGGCUACUCGAUCCACUACCUCGCGACAAACGGGUUCCACGGCGAGGGCGGCGAGCCGGAGAUGGGCCAGGAGCAGAGGCAGUAUAUGCGCGAGCUCCGGAUGAAGCAGCUGCAUUGGAUGGCGCGCGAGGCACGCGAGGCGCGCGGGGCGCGCAGGGCGCAUGAUGUCGAGACCCCCGUUUCCGGGGUUUAUUCGACCAAGGAGGGGUAUUAA
This is a messenger RNA of Aspergillus calidoustus, 493 nucleotides long. NCBI's taxonomy places the organism in Eukaryota, Fungi, Ascomycota, Eurotiomycetes, Eurotiales, Aspergillaceae. The record is from the annotation of a GenBank genome assembly.